AUGGAUUUAUCAAUUAUAAUUGGAAUUGCCAUUCCAAUUAUAUGUACAAUCUUAACGAUUUUCUUAUUUUGGUACUUUGGAGCCUUUUACUUACCUUGGUAUAUUCCAUCUAUCCUCUUUCUCGCAUUAUUAGUAGCCAUUUUCCAAGUUUUUGGUAUUCUCCCAUUAGACGCAAGCUGGGUACUAUUUGGAUCGGAUCCAACAAAAAUUCCUAAAGGAUUAUUGAAUGUUAUUUCAAAAUCUUAUAGUCCCUUAUAUUGGAUUUCAUUUGUAUUAGGUUGGGUUGUCACUCCUACAAUCACAAGCUUCUAUACAUACAAUUACGGUCUGACAUGGGGUUCAAAAAUUUGGUAUGCCAUCAGAUACAACAUCUACUGGUACUUGUGGGCCGCAUUUCUUGUAUUCAUCGGUCUCGGAAUCCUCAUUGUUACUAAAACACUUACUUUCGGUAUGCUACCUAUAUUAUUGAAGGCUUUAUCUACGGCAUACGGCUUAAUCCUUAUUUGUCUCCUUCUCGGCCAUGGAUUCAUCGCGCUCCCAAUUCGAUUGUGGAGAUUUGCUAACGUCGAAGUCAAAAAGAAAUACCAUCUCUUUGAAGUUGCCAUGGUUAGUCGUAAUGCGGCUCAAGCAAUUUAUGAUGCAAGAUCUAUUAUAGAAAUACUCGAAACAGCUCCAAGCAAAGCUGUCAGACUAUACGCCCAACUCUUUGAGAAGAAUCUUAAGCCAAGUGUUGAAACAAUGAGAUAUUUCUUAAAUCUUAACCUUCUUCCAGAGCAAAGACACUACACAGGCCUUAAAUUAGGCAAACAUGCACAAAAAAUCAAGGAUGUCAAGUUUAAUAUCGCACUCAGAUCAGAUUUAGAAGAUGUUUUAUAUCAUACCGACGAAAUUACAAAAGCUCUGUCAUCAGCUUGUGUUGAACUGUUUACAGAAGCCAAAACUGCCAACAGUUGCAUCAAGGCUCUUAACAGUAAAACGAGAUCAACGACAAGAAUAAUUUUCUUACGUUUACUAUCAAUUAUUACUGCAUUGUUUAGCGCAGCAUACCUUUGGGGCGAGCUUACAAUCUCGUUCAAGCCAAAAUAUUCUCCUUUCUACCAACUCUGCCAUAUCAAAGUUCCUAAAUGGAUUUCAGAGCUUUUCAUUACAUUCCCUAUUUUGUUGAUUCUCUGUACCUUUGGAACAUGGUCGUUAACAAAAGUUCGCCUCGGAUCUUAUUUCAAAUUUAUUCCACAUGGAACUAACGAUUUGACCUUUUACUUCUUUGUGGUAAUCCUUGGCCGUCUUGCUCCAACAAUUGGCUACCAUUAUCUCAUGCAAGUUGGCGGAGAAGAUUCACCAACUUAUCAAUUCAUGAAUGAUAUCAAGACAAUCAAAGUUCUUGGUGACUGUUGGAAAUUUGCUGCUCCUAUUAUCAUGCUUCUUACUUCUAUCCUUGUUAUGUUCCGUAUUUGGGACAGAUUGAUGCAUUCCCUCGGAGUCAAGAGAUUUACAUUCGAUAAUGAUCUGUCUCUGUUCAACGACUCAACAAUUCGUGAAGGGGAAUCAAUUCUCGAAGCAAUGAAUGUAGACUUUGAUCAGCCAAUUAACGGUAGAAGACAGACAAAGAGAACAGCUACAACAAUGGACAACUCAUUACUUGAUAAUGAGAUGCCAAAUUAUGGAUGGUAA
Trichomonas vaginalis G3 is the source of this 1671-nucleotide messenger RNA. RefSeq names its product LMBR1-like membrane protein family. Lineage: Eukaryota; Parabasalia; Trichomonadida; Trichomonadidae. Gene Ontology annotation, cellular component: membrane. The coding region runs from base 1 to 1671 and encodes 556 amino acids. The record is from RefSeq and is a predicted model, not a curated record. The transcript has a single exon.